Messenger RNA from Gymnogyps californianus (California condor), 1761 nucleotides. Its product is annotated as potassium voltage-gated channel subfamily A member 3-like. Bases 1 to 1761 code for a protein of 586 amino acids. Gene Ontology annotation, molecular function: delayed rectifier potassium channel activity; protein binding. Gene Ontology annotation, cellular component: voltage-gated potassium channel complex; membrane. Gene Ontology annotation, biological process: protein homooligomerization; potassium ion transmembrane transport. The transcript has a single exon. The record is from RefSeq and is a predicted model, not a curated record. NCBI's taxonomy places the organism in Eukaryota, Metazoa, Chordata, Aves, Accipitriformes, Cathartidae.
AUGGACGAGCGCCGGAGCUUGCUCUACUCUCCGGCUGCCUCCUCUGCCAGCCGGCAUCCGCGGGGCGGCUCGACCAGCAGCCACCACAACCUGGGCUACACCGAGCAACUGCCCCCCGCCGCCCCCCAGCCGGUCCCCGACCAAGAAGAGGAAGAGGGUGAAGAAGGGGAGGAAGGCAGCAUGACCGUGGUGGGAGGCAGCGGCGGCGGCGGAGACCCUUUGCUGGAAGAACCGCAACAUCCUCAUCCUUUGCUCGGGGGGGACCGUUACGAUCACCCCCCGACUCCGGCCGCCGUCCCCGCCGGCCAGCCCGCGGGCGGUGGGGAGCACGAGUGCUGCGAGCGGGUGGUGAUCAACAUCUCGGGGUUGCGGUUUGAGACCCAGCUGAAGACGCUGGCGCAGUUCCCCGAGACGCUGCUGGGGGACCCACGUAAGAGGAUGCGCUACUUCGACCCCCUCCGCAACGAGUAUUUUUUCGACCGUAACCGUCCCAGCUUCGAUGCCAUCCUCUACUACUACCAGUCGGGUGGGCGCAUCCGGCGACCCGUCAAUGUCCCCAUCGAUAUCUUCUCCGAGGAGAUCCGCUUCUACCAGCUAGGGGAGGAGGCCAUGGAGAAGUUUCGGGAGGAUGAGGGUUUCAUUCGGGAGGAGCAGCGGCCGCUUCCUGACAAGGAGUUUCAGCGCCAAGUGUGGCUCCUCUUCGAGUACCCCGAGAGCUCUGGGCCGGCCCGAGGCAUUGCCAUCGUCUCUGUCCUGGUCAUCCUUAUCUCUAUUGUCAUCUUCUGUCUGGAGACCUUGCCUGAAUUCAGGGAUGACCACGACUAUGAGGGAACUGGGGGGACCUUCGGGACGGGCGGUGGCCCUCUCCCACCUGAUGUCUUCACCAACUCCUCGUCCUCAGCUGCUUCCAUGGUGUCGUCCUUCACUGACCCUUUCUUUGUGGUGGAGACUUUGUGCAUCAUCUGGUUCUCCUUCGAGCUGCUGGUCCGCUUCUUUGCCUGCCCCAGCAAAGCCACCUUCUCCAAGAACAUCAUGAACAUCAUUGACAUUGUGGCCAUCAUUCCCUACUUCAUCACACUGGGCACCGAGCUGGCUGAGAGGCAAGGCAACGGCCAGCAAGCCAUGUCCUUAGCCAUCCUCAGAGUCAUCCGGCUGGUCAGGGUCUUCCGUAUCUUCAAGCUCUCCCGGCACUCCAAGGGGCUGCAGAUCCUGGGGCAGACCCUCAAGGCCAGCAUGCGGGAGCUGGGCUUGCUCAUCUUCUUCCUCUUCAUCGGCGUCAUCCUCUUCUCCAGCGCCGUCUACUUCGCAGAAGCCGAUGACCCCAGUUCAGGUUUCAGUAGCAUCCCCGAUGCCUUCUGGUGGGCGGUGGUGACCAUGACCACAGUGGGCUACGGGGACAUGCACCCCAUCACCAUUGGGGGCAAGAUUGUGGGCUCUCUCUGUGCCAUCGCGGGGGUGCUAACCAUCGCUCUCCCCGUGCCUGUGAUAGUCUCCAAUUUCAACUAUUUCUACCACCGAGAGACAGAAGGUGAGGAGCAAGCCCAAUACAUGCACGUCGGGAGCUGCCAGCACCUCUCGUCCAGCGAGGAGAUGAGGAAGGCUCGCAGCAAUUCCACCCUCAGCAAGUCCGAGUACAUGGUGAUCGAGGAAGGGGGAAUCAACCACAGUGCAUUCAAACAGGCUGCCUUUAAGACAGGCAACUGCACAACCACAAACAAUCCCAACUGUGUGAACAUCAAAAAGGUCUUUACGGAUGUUUAA